GAAUAAAUUCCAUUGAUAUUCUCCUAUAAAAUAAGUUUAAAUACAAAAUUUCCAGUAAAAUCAGCUGAUAAUUGUCAUUUAUCUAUGAAGAGAUCCUGCCAACCCCAUCCUAAAUGAAUUUUGGGACAGCAUUAGCAUGGAUUCUCUACUUCCCAGUAUUUUCUGGAGUCAGUGAAGGUAAAACUGGAAUUCCAGGCAGCUGGAACACCUAAAAUUGAGAUGCUGGACCCAAUUCCAAUAGACUGGAAAAUGAAAUUCCCGUUAUUUCCUGGACUCAGUGCAGGCACAGCUGCAAUUCGAGGGAGCUGUCCUAGAACUGGACCACCUAAAAUGUAAUCCUGGAUGCAAUUCCAGUGGGCUGGAAUUAGGAAAUUCCCAAAUUCCCAGUAUUUUCUGGAGUCAGUGAUGGUAAAGCUGGAAUUCCAGGCAGCUGGAACACCUAAAAUUGAGAUGCUGGACCAAAUUGCAAUAGGCUGGAAAACGAAAUUCCUUAAUUCCCACUAUUUUGUGGAUUCAGUGGUGCCAGGGGCCUCUCCCAGAACCUCAACACCUAAAACUGAGCUCCCGCUUCCAACUCCAGCGGUCAGGAAAGUUCAAUUCCCUAAUUCCCGCUAUUUCCACACCUCAGCCAGGCCAGUCCCACAGCGCUCCUCCCUCCAUCCCUUCUUCUCCAGCCGUUCCCAACGGGAUUCUCCUCCCUCGAGGGCUCCUUUUACCCCUUCAAACCUCAAGCUCAGCAUUUCUUCUUCCUGCCGAAAAACCCCGGAGCGGGAGCGGGAAGGGGCGUGGAGAAAGCGGGAAUUUCCCUCAGCUGUCCCCGCCCGGAGCCGCCCCUGAGGGGAACGGUGCCCUGAGGGGAACGGUGCCCUGAGGGGAGCGGCGCCCUGAGGGAAAUGGCGGGAACGGCGCUUUCAAGGAUUCCUUGGAAUUUUCCCGCUCUCUGCUGGCUCCUGGCCGUGCCCAUUCCCGGUUCCCUGAGUCUGGAAUGCCGGGAGCACCAAUACCGCUUCCAUGAUAAAUGCUGCAGCGACUGCCCUCCCGGUGAGUGCCCGCCGCGGGGCUGGGAGAGCCGGGCUUCAGGGGAACAGCGAAUUUUUUCCUAUGCCGUGCCAGGGCGGGGCAGUGAGGAGGUGAAGCCGUGCGAGAGGAGCUCGGACCGGCGCUGCCAAUGCCGGGCGGGGUUCGCGCCCAGCGGGAAUGCUGAGGGCAGCGAGUGCUCCCGAUGUCCUGAAGGGACUUUCUCCAGAGGAGGGAACGAGAACUGCCAGCCUUGGACCAACUGCAGCUUUUUUGGGAAGACCACGCUCCGAGCUGGCUCGGCAACGGAGGAUGCCCUGUGCAGCAGCCCUGGCCUGGAUCCCAUUCCCACGGGAUUCCCGGAAAACAGGGAUCCCGUUCCCACGGCGUUCCCGGAAAACAGGGAUCCCGUUCCCACGGCGUUCCCGGAGAGCAGCUCCAACACGUCCGGUCCCAGGGAGAUUCCUGUGGUUUGUCGGGAUCCCGGCGGCCCCGCGGAGCCUGGCUGGGGUUCUUUGUCCCUGUUCCUGCUGUGCCUGGUCCUGCUGAUGGUGAGUGGAAUUUCCAUCCUGCUCCUGCUCAUCCAGGCAGCCCGGAAAAAAACCAGGAAUGGGCCUGGGAGGAGCAUCCAGCACAAUGAGGGGAGCUGCCGGAUUCCCGUCCAGGAGGAGCACCUGGAUCCCAAUUCCAGCCUCACCAAGAACUGAUCCUCUUCCUGGCCCUUCCCGGCCUCUCGGAGCCCGGGAAUUCCUGAGGAGUUAAUUGGAGGCCACUUGAACCCUUCCAUUAACUCAGCGUCUCCCUUGGGAAUUUGGGAGAAUUCCCGAGGGAAUUCUGGGGGGAAUUUUCCCCCCUCUUUGGGUGAAUCCUUG
Parus major (Great Tit) is the source of this 1889-nucleotide messenger RNA. It is a transcript of the gene TNFRSF4, whose product is annotated as TNF receptor superfamily member 4. The transcript is spliced from 6 exons. The coding region runs from base 894 to 1724 and encodes 276 amino acids. The record is from RefSeq and is a predicted model, not a curated record. NCBI's taxonomy places the organism in Eukaryota, Metazoa, Chordata, Aves, Passeriformes, Paridae. Gene Ontology annotation, biological process: inflammatory response. Gene Ontology annotation, molecular function: tumor necrosis factor receptor activity; protein binding.